Molecule: messenger RNA, 7939 nt
Organism: Phialemonium atrogriseum
Lineage: Eukaryota; Fungi; Ascomycota; Sordariomycetes; Cephalothecales; Cephalothecaceae
Product: putative polyketide synthase
Exons: 15
Coding region: 308-7870 (2520 amino acids)
Biological process (GO): fatty acid biosynthetic process; secondary metabolite biosynthetic process
Molecular function (GO): phosphopantetheine binding; fatty acid synthase activity; 3-oxoacyl-[acyl-carrier-protein] synthase activity
Source: RefSeq, a predicted model, not a curated record
UAGUUAGAAGCCAAAAUAGGAGAGCAUUUUAGAGCGUCUAGGAUACCCAGACUGGUAGAAAAAAGAACUGACUCGGCAUAUCAUCGCGUACCCUUGUUUACCCUUGUCUCUAUCACUUUAAGCCCGUUCGUUUCGACAUUUGCUUUCCACAGAACUCAGAACUGUACCAAAACGUUCAACACUUUGGGUCAAGCAGAGCUCGAGGGCUUGGGCAUAUCUUUCUGUUCAUUUUUGGGGAAGAGCCGGGGGUAUCCCUUGCUGCUUGCUCUCAUCCAGACAUAUUGCCUAUCAACUACGCGCAGAGACCAUGGGCUCCGUGUCAUACGACCCGCCGAGGCCUUCCGUGGGGCCUUCGGUCCUCGACGCCAGCCUGCUCGAGGACCAUGGCCCCGCCCCGUUCGAGCCCGUCGCCAUCAUCGGCAUGGCAAUGCGCCUCCCAGGGCGGGUGCGUAACGCCGAGGAUUUCUGGAACCUGCUGGUCCAGAAGAAGAGCGGGCUCUGCGAUGUGCCAAAGGACCGGUUCAACAUUGACGGAUUCCACCACCCAUCCGGCAAGCCCGGGACCAUCCCCCAGAAGCAAGCGUACUACCUCGACGACGUCGAGCUCCAGGAGUUCGACCCCAGCGUCUUCCCCAUCGGCAAAAAGGAGCUGGAGCGUCUCGACCCGGCCCAGCGGCAGCUGCUGCAGGUUGCGUACGAGUGCAUGGAGGACGCCGGCGUGUCCUCGUGGCGGGGCAGCAACAUUGGCUGCUACGUCGGCACGUAUGGUGAAGACUGGCUCGACAUCAAUGCCAAGGAGACGCAGCACCGAGGUGGCUAUCGCGGCACCGCUUGGGGUGACUUCGUGCUCGGCAACCGAGUGUCGUACGAGUUUGACCUUCACGGCCCGAGCAUGACGGUCAAGACGGCCUGUUCCUCGUCGCUCGUUUGCCUAGACUUGGCGUGCGAGGCGAUUCGGAACGGCGAGUGCGACGGCGCCCUGGUGGGCGGCACCAGUCUGAUGUUCUCUCCUACCGCAUGGAUGACGCUCCACGACCAGGGCCUGCUCUCUCCCACGGGCCAGUGCCGGACGUUUGACGCUGCGGCCAACGGCUACACGCGCGGCGAGGCCAUCAACAUGAUCUACAUCAAGAGACUCAGCCACGCUCUCCGAGACAACGACAACAUCCGUGCCGUCAUUCGCGGAACGGCCGUCAACUGCGACGGCCGGACCCAAGGAAUGACCACGCCAAGCUCCACCGCACAGGCGGCCCUGAUACGCCGUACUUACGAAGUCGCUGGCAUCAGGAACCUGUCCGAAACAGCUGUUGUGGAGUGCCAUGGUACCGGCACUUUGGUCGGUGACCCCAUCGAGGCGGAAGCCGUCGCCAACUGUUUUGGGGACAGUGGCGUGAUUAUAACAGGAGUCAAGCCAAACGUAGGACACGCGGAAGGCGCCGCGGGCGUGACGAGCGUGAUCAAGUGUGUCUUGGCCCUGGAGCACAACAAAGUGCCGCCGAAUAUCAACUUCGAGACGCCAAACCCGAAGAUCCCCUUCGACGAAUGCAAGCUUCAUGUGCCGACCGAGGUCGAGGAAUGGCCACAGGGUCGUGCUGAACGGGUCAGCGUGAACUCGUUCGGUAUCGGCGGCGUCAAUGCGCAUGUCAUUCUUGAGUCCCCGCGGCAGUUUGGCAUUGCCGAUCGCCAUCGCGCUGCUCCCGCAAAUGGUGUAAAAGCCAAUGGAAACGGAGUCGCCGCUCACAUGAAAGAAUGUGAGCUGAGCAACGGCAAUGGUGUAAAAGCCAAUGGAAACGGAGUCGUCGCUCAAAAGAGAGAUGGCGAGCCGAGUCUCGUGCUCUUCUCGGCGUACUCUGCAGCCUCGGUCGAGGCGCAAAUCGACUCCUUCCGCGAAUACACCAAGGGCACCAGUGCUACGCUGCACGACCUUGCCCACACCCUGGCAAACAGGCGAGAGCAGAAGCCUCACCGCGCCUACGCAGUGACGAGCGACGUCUCAGACAUUCAGGCCUCGCCAACACAAGUUGUUCAACCGCAGUCCGUCCCCCGCGUCGCAUGGGUUUUCACGGGUCAAGGCGCGCAGUGGCCUGAGAUGGGCGCUGAGCUGAUCGCCACCAACGCCACGUUCCGGGCCACAGUCCGGAAGCUGGACAAGUUCUUGUUGUCACUGCCAACGCCCCCGCCGUGGACCAUUGAGGGCGAAUUGCUUAACGUCGAGGGCGCCAGUCGUGUCCACCGGGCCGAGUUCGGCCACCCGCUAACGAUUGCCGUGCAGAUAGCGCUGGUAGACGUCCUCCGCUCCUGGGGCAUGAAGCCGGACCUCGUCCUGGGGCAUUCCUCGGGCGAGAUGGCUGCUGCGUACGCCAGCGGCGCCAUCACUGCCGAGGGUGCCAUGGCUGCUGCUACCUUCCGUGGCACGAGCAACGUUUCCUCCGACCGCAAGGGAUCCAUGGCUGCCAUCGGCCUCGGGCGGGAACAUGUUUCCCCGUUUCUCGUGCCUGGGGUCGUCAUUGCGUGCGACAACAGCCAGAGCAGCGUCACGCUGGCCGGAGACACGGAGGCGGUGGAACGCGUGCUGGGAACGCUAAAGGCCGAACAGCCGGGCGUGUUUGCGCGUCUCCUGCGCGUCGAGAAGGCUUUCCACUCCCAUCACAUGCGAGAGUAUGGGUCCGACUACGAAGCCCAGAUCACACCAUUCGUGCACAGCGUCAAUCCACUGAUACCCAUGUACUCUUCUGUCACGGGCAAGCGUCGGAUUGGAGAUGGAGCUCUUGAAGCCGCUUACUGGCGCGAGAACAUGGAGAGCCCAGUUUUGUUCAACUCUGCGCUACGCGCCGCGCUGCGUGACCAUCCCGAAAAGACUGUCCUGGUUGAAGUCGGCCCGCACCCGGCACUCGCUGGACCGAUUGGUCAGAUCCUCAGGGACAUGGGCCGGCCAGACGACGUUCACGUCGGCACCCUCGUCAGAGGCAAGGGGGCCCGGCAGAGCCUUCUCCACUGUGCCGGAAAGUUGUUCCAACACAACGUGCCCGUGGACUACUCCGUCUUGUGCCCGCCGGGCAGCUUUGUCCGAGACCUCCCGCGCUACCCCUGGCAGAAAGACACUACACACUGGUUCGAGCCACGCGUGGCGCGCGAGUGGAGGUUCCGCGAGCAUCCGCCGCACGAGCUCCUCGGGAGCAGGGUGUUCGAGACCACGAGCGAGCCCUGCUGGAGAAAGGUGCUUGCCCUGGAAGACGUGGCCUGGCUGGAGGGACACGAAGUCAAUGGCCAGAUCGUGCUGCCCGGUGCGGGAUACAUCGCCAUGGUGGGCGAAGCCCUCCGGCAGCUCGAGGGUGGUGAAACGACGUAUAGCCUCAGGAACGUGCGCAUCGCAGCGGCCCGAGUGCUCGAGGCGGGUAAGACCGUCGAGUUGGUGACGAGUCUCAAGCCCGUCAUCAUAGACGCGUCGGAAGAUUCUCCCUGGUAUACCUUUACCAUCAGCUCCUUCGACGGGACAAAGUGGGUCAGAAACUGUUCCGGUGAGGCGAGAGCGUCGACGGACAAGUCGGUCCCGCUCCAGACGGCGGCAACUCCCUUUGCCCCCUUCCCGCGAAAGAUUGACCACGACGCCUGGUAUGGCGUGAUGACUCGCGUCGGACUCAACUACACCGGCCUGUUCAGGGGACUGAGAUCCAUUUCGGCAUCCACCAACAAGAACGAGGCCGUUGCCGAGGUGGUAGCAAGAGAGGUGGCCGAUAGUGUUGGGCGGUAUUCGCUUCAUCCUGCCAUCAUUGACCGAUGCUUCCAGGUCUUCACGGUCGCCGCCGCCCGCGGGCUCGGAAAGAAUAUGACCCAGCUUGUGGUGCCGACUUUCAUCGGGGAGAUGGUGGUCGCCCCUUGUACACGGGAUCUGGAGGUCAAGACCCAGCUCCUCGGCACCAUGAGCCGGGGAGCCUUUGUCGGAGAUCUGGCGGCGCAUAGUGCCGGCCAGCAGGUGUUGCAUCUCAAAGACUUUCGCACAUCGGCUCUCACGAGCGGCGACGGCUCUGCGGGGGAGCAGCCGCUGAUCUCGCAGCUUCAGUGGCUGCCACACAGCGACUUCGCGGACCUGGGCAAGUACAUGCACCCAGUGGAGACACAACCGGAGGAAUGGCAUCUGCUGGAAGAACUCAUCAUCCUGUGCGCCAUCGACCACCUAGAGCGACUUGAGCUAGCCGAGCAGACGCCGGGCCAUCUUGGCAAGUUCUUCGAGUGGAUGCAUGCCCUUGUCCAGCGCUACCGAUCGGGGGCCAACGUCUUCGUCUCCAAUGAUGCGCACCUGGAAGAGCUGAACGGCGACCAGAGACUGGCCAGGAUCGACGAACUAGCCGUCCGGGUCUCAAGCACGCGGUACACGGCAUUCUCCACUGCGAUCCACCGCCUCUUCAAAGCAGCCCCUUCCAUCUUCGCAGGCGAGACCCAUCCGCUGCACGUCUUGCUCGAGGACAACGUGCUCACCGAGUUCUACAACACCGGAGAUGUCCUCGACUACGCCACCGCGAUCCAGCUCAUUGGCAACACGACCCCGCGACUGAGAAUUCUCGAGGUCGGUGCCGGCACUGGCGGUACCUCGGCCAAGAUCAUGCAAGCGCUCCAGUCAUCCUACGGGGAGCGCCUAUACAGCAGCUACAAGUACACCGACAUCUCGUCUGGAUUCAUGACGGCCGCCAAAAAAAGGUUCGCCGACGCCCAGAACAUCGAGUACGCAGUGCUCGACAUCAGCAAGGAACCCCUGGAACAGGGGUUCCAGCCCGGCAGCUUUGACUUGAUUAUCGGCGCCAACGUUAUCCACGCUACCCCCUCUCUACCAGUUACCCUUAGCCACCUGCACACCUUGCUCAGCCCGGGAGGACGAAUCUUCCUCUCGGAGCUUUGCCCCGAAACAAUGUUUGUGAACUACGUCAUGGGCUUCCUGCCGGGCUGGUGGCUCGGUGCUGAGGACAAUCGGGCGGAGCAGCCGUGGAUCUCGCCAGAACGCUGGACGAAGGAACUCGUGGCGGCAGGAUUCGAGAAGCCCGAAGCCGUGGUUCUCGAUUAUGCCGUCCCAUACCAUACCAGCGCAGGAAUCAUAGCUUCACGCCAGAGCAGAGAGACCAAACCGGCAAGGGUGACGCUGUUGUGCCACACUCCCGAUGGGCCCUACGUUGCCGACAUGCGGCAGGCUCUCGAGGCAUUGGACAUCGCCGUUGACACCUGCCGGCUAGGCCAGGAUUUGCCCGCCCACGAUAUCAUCUCGCUUUUGGAUCUCCAGGAGGAACCCCUGAUCCACGGCAUGACGGAGAACACUUUCGCCAGCUUGAUCGGGUCCCUGAAGUCGCUCAAGGCGAACAUGCUCUGGGCGACCCGGGCCUCGCAGGUAGACUGCGAGGACCCCAGAGCCGCCAUGAUCCUGGGCCUCGCCAGAACGGCUCGCAACGACUUGUCCAUCAAGCUGUUCACCGUCGAGAUCGACAGCGCCACGCCCCCGUCCACCGCGAGCGAGGCCGUCGCCAAGAUCCUGCUCAGGGCCAACUCUCCGCACGUCGACCCCCAGCACACGAGUCCCGACUACGAGUUUGCCAUCUCCAACGGCGAGAUCCUGGUCCCCCGGCUCCACUGGCAGACCACGUCCGACUCGUUCGCGCAGCAAGUCGUCCCAGGAAUCGAGGAGGGCGGCGCCACCACCCGAAAGCAUAUCGAUGUGAACACGCCAGGCCUGCUCCACACCAUGUGCUGGAAGGAAGCCAAGAUUCAGACCCCUGGGGAUGGCGAGGUGCUCAUCCAGCCAAAGGCGGCCGGUCUGAACUUCCGGGACGUCAUGAUUGCCCUCGGCAUUCUCAACCACAGCCCGGCGGAGAUGGGCUUCGAGGGAAGCGGCAUCGUUCGGGCGGUAGGCCCCGGAGUCCAACGCCUCUCGGUGGGUGAUCGUGUCUUGUAUAUGGGGAGCAGUUGUUUCUCGACCUACUUGACGAUGCAGGCAGCGUUGUGCAUCAAGAUAGACGAAACGAUGAGUUUCGAGCAGGCCGCGGCGCUGCCCGGUGUCUACGCCACUGCACUCAUGGCGCUGGUCGACAAGGCGAAUCUCCAAAGAGGACAGUCAAUCCUUAUCCACUCUGCAUGUGGUGGUGUCGGCCUGGCCGCCAUUCAGAUAUCGCAGAUGAUAGGUGCAGAUAUCUAUUGCACAGUGGGAAGUGAGGCCAAGGUCCAGUACCUCGUGGAGAGCUACGGCAUCGAGCGCACCCGCAUUUUCCACUCCCGGGACGCGUCAUUCCUGGCCGACGUCAUGGGUGCGACCGACAAUCGCGGAGUCGAUCUGGUGCUUAACUCGCUGUCUGGCGAUCUCCUCCACGCCUCGUGGAUGUGCGUCGCCGAGUUCGGCACCAUGGUCGAGAUCGGGAAGCGAGACUUCCUGCGGCGAGCAAAGUUGACGAUGGAGCCUUUCGAACAGAACCGCACCUUCAUCGGCUUGGAACUCCGCCUCCUCUCCCAACUCCACCAGAACAAGGCAGCAGACUUGCUGAAACGCUCCGUCGAGUUGGUCCGGACCAAGGCAGUCCGCGGCCCACCCAUCGAUAGCGUGUUCCCCGCUGCCCAGAUCCGAGACGCAUUCAGGCACAUGCAGACCGCUCGACAUAUUGGCAAGAUCGUCAUCACGCUGCCCGAGGAUCCGCUGGAACUGGAGUCGGUCGUGUCCAAGCCCACGCCAGCCUUCCGUCCGGAUCGCAGCUAUCUCCUUGCCGGCGGCCUCGGCGGCCUGGGACGAUCGAUCGCCACGUGGAUGGUGGAGAAUGGCGCACGCAGCCUGAUCUUCCUGGCGAGAUCCGCGCGAGAUAGCAGCCCGGAGACGCGUGACUUCUUGGAGGAACUGCGUUCACAGGGCUGCUGGGUCCAAGUGGUUGCCGGCAGCGUUAGCAAUCCGAGCGACGUGCAGCGGGCCGUCGAUGGCGCUGCUAAGCCCCUCGCCGGAGUCCUCAACCUAUCCAUGGUAUUGAAGGAUGUUGGACUCGGCGAGAUGACCUUUUCGGAUUGGACAGCGGCCGUAGAGCCCAAGGUGAAUGGCACAUGGAACCUGCACAACGCCAGCUUGUCAUCCGACCUAGAUUUCUUUAUCUUGUUUUCGUCAUACGCCGGCUUUGGCGGACACAACGGCCAGGCCAACUACGCGGCCGGCAAUACCUUCCUCGACGCCUUUGUACAAUACCGGCACCGAAACGGGCUCGCCGCGUCCGUCAUCGACGUCGGCGUCAUGGCCGACGUGGGCUUCGUGGCCCGCGACACCCGUCUGCUCGAGCGCCUCGAGAAGACGGUCAUGCGCCCGGUGCGGGAGCAGGAACUUCUCGACACCUUGCUCCUAGCCAAGGAGAGGUCCAAACCCUCCUCUUCUCCUGCGCGGCGGCCGCGCAACCAAGUAGUGGCGUACGAGAACCUGAGCCAGAUCCUGCUCGGGCUUGUCACCACCGUUCCCAUCUCCUCGCCCCUCAACCGGGCUAGCUGGCGACACGACGCGCGCAUGAGCAUCUACUACAACCACGACCAGUCGGGCGACGAAACGUCGACUGCUACGACCUCGGAGAAGGCCAGCCUGAAGGCGCAACUCGCAUCCGAGGUAUCCGAGGAGGGCAGGACGGCGACCAUCGCGAAGGCGAUCGCGUCGGCCCUGGCCAACUUCCUGAUCAGGGACGAGGACAGCAUCCCCAUGGACAUGCCGCUCGAGAGUGUCGGCAUAGAUUCGCUGGUCGCCAUGGAGGUGCGGAACUGGAUCCGCCAGCAGGUCGGCGUGGAGACGCCCACGAUUACCAUAGUCCAGAGCCCGUCUCUGUUGCGCUUGGGGGACGAGGUUAGACAAGCCAUGGCGGAUCGCGCCAGUUCUUAGACAACCUGGUCAUUCUCAUAUUUCCUUAGUUAGUAUAUAAUAGUAUUUUUGCUACUUCACUCGAUUUAA